Cyprinus carpio (common carp) is the source of this 2095-nucleotide messenger RNA. RefSeq names its product chloride intracellular channel protein 1-like. The record is from RefSeq and is a predicted model, not a curated record. NCBI's taxonomy places the organism in Eukaryota, Metazoa, Chordata, Actinopteri, Cypriniformes, Cyprinidae.
AGAGAGAGAGAGAGAGAGAGAGGAAGUAAGGCUGAUCUCGCUGUAGGCGUUAUAGAAAACGCUUUAAACAGUAAAACGUUCGUACAGUUUAUUAGUCACGCGGAAAUCAGACACUUUUUGGCGGCGUUUGUUUGGACUUUCUCCAAAUUCCCCUCCCACUGCGAGAUUGAUAGCUCGAAGGGAGAAGUUGCACACAAGGCUCAGCGGAAGUGAGCUCGGAGAAAGGCGACAGGGAUACAAGAGGUUGAUUUAUUGAGCUGUAGGGUCGGUGUCCUAAAGCUCUCUCUGUUGCCGGAGGUGCUGUUCGAGAUGAGUGAGGAGAGGCCUGAGGUGGAGCUCUUCGUGAAGGCAGGAAGCGAUGGUCAGAGCAUUGGGAACUGCCCGUUCUCUCAGCGGCUCUUCAUGGUCCUGUGGCUGAAAGGCGUGACCUUUAAUGUGACCACCGUGGACAUGAAGAGGAAGCCAGACAUUCUUAAAGAUCUGGCUCCUGGGGCUCAGCCUCCUUUCCUGCUGUACGGCACAGAGGUGAAGACGGACACCAACAAGAUAGAAGAGUUCCUGGAGGAGAGCCUCUGCCCUCCUAAAUACCCACGGCUGGCAGCUCGCAAUCCCGAAUCAAACACCGCAGGUCUUGAUGUGUUCUCAAAGUUUUCCGCCUACAUUAAGAAUUCAAACCCGCAGAUGAAUGACAAUCUGGAGAAGGGUUUACUGAAGGCCCUGAAGAAGCUGGAUGACUACCUGAGCUCUCCUCUGCCGGAUGAGAUCGAUGAGAACAGUGCUGAUGAUGAUGUCACUUCCUCCACCCGCCCCUUCCUGGAUGGCCAACAGCUCACUCUGGCCGACUGCAACCUGCUGCCCAAGCUCCACAUCGUCAAAGUGGUGUGUCUAAAGUUUCGAGGUUUCUCCAUCCCUCGCUCGCUGACGUCUCUGUGGCGAUACCUGGACGCGGCGUAUGCCCGAGAGGAGUUCUCCUCCACCUGUCCCAGCGAUGAGGAGAUACACGUGGCCUACUCCUCCGUCGUGAAGGCUCUCAAAUAGAAGAAGGAACCCCACACACACUCACGUGCUUUAUUACCGGUUCUCUUUCUAGAUUGUCCUUGUGUUUCAAUUGGUUCCUGUAUAUCUCGAGCACCUGAGGUUGUUUGCACAAGCAGAAGUCUCACCUUUCAACUAAACGUGGUCUUAUAGUUCAUAUUUUUUAAAAGCAGCUGAACUGCAGAGGUCAGAGUUCAUUUCUGUUGCUAUACACAUAGGCAGCCUGCAGCGAUAAUUACAAAAUAUGGUCAAAUGUUUAAAAGGCAGCAGUAGUGGUUGUUUUUCAGUAUUUUGUAGCUUUGCUAGCAGUUACAAACAGGAUGUUGUUGCCUCAUUCCUCUCAUCACUGUCCCUCCCUCUCACUGUGUCAUUAUCUAGAGUCUGUAACCAAAGUCUUUAAUGACAGCUUUUCACUCACGGCUCCUUUGGUCGCAUACAUUUCAUAAACUGGUUUUCAAGCAAUGGCUCUUUACAUUCCAUUGAUUGAGUCGUGGAGACAUCUCCAUAGGAAUCCUGUGUGAUGUUUCAGAUCUAAAUUCAUGCAUUAUGUGAGAAGAAAAAACUAAAAUAAAUGUUGUUAUUCACUGAAAAUCUUUUAAAUCAGGAACUGCCCCCAAAGACAGUCUCAUCUCUUAGCUACAUGAUAUGAUGUAUGUGCAAAUUUGAGUCGCUAGAAUACUCUUCCAUUUCUAAAUAUCACUGUCAACGUGCUCUUUGAAAACACUCAACAUUUGUUGUCUUCUGAAAAAGAGGAAACCAGUGAUGUUUUAAGUUGAUUCAGGCUGUUUCUAAGAAGACCUUACAAUAUUAUUUUUUAUAAAUGGCAAAUCCUCAGACCUCGCUACAUGCACUUCUGUGUUCACUUCCUCUUAACCACUUAACAGUCAUUUCCAAAUCUUACUCUGCACUCAAAUGGACAACACAACAUCAGUGCAAAUAUUAAUGUGAGGAUUUUAUUGAUUAGAUGGAUGUUACAACAAAGUCAUUUUCUUCCUGCAUUUCUAAAAUUGUUAUUUAGCAAUACAGUUUAUAAUAAAGUUGAAAUAAAAAAAUAAAAAAA